UCAGGCACCGAGGGCAGGGGUUGGGAGAGCAUGGAAGGAAAAACCUCUUGAUCGUGGAGGUACACGUGCAGCUAGCUUACUUCUGCUGAAAACAUUUUCUGCUUUAGUCUCUUAAAGGAAGCUCUGGGUAAGGUGUCACUAUGGCACUCCUUUGUUAGAGAGCACGCUUCCCAGGAAGAGUGGAAACAGCAGAGAGCAGCCAGCCAGGACAAGGAGUGCAAUGCCUUGCCGUCCUGUGUGCACAAGGGAAGAGCAUCUAUCCGUCAACUCAGUGGAUUAUGUUAACCAGGAGCAGCCUUGCCACACUGUGAUGGACAGAGAGGAAAUACAUACCCCAGGUUUACGGCUGUUCUGACCAUUUGUGUGGUGAAGGAGUUGGAAAGAUUGGUGCAAAUAACCAGAGCCGUGAGUAUGCUGUGAUAACAGGGGACACUUGGGAGCGUAGGAGUUGCUGUAUCGGAGCCGACCUUUAGACCUAAGCUGGCUCGCCAAAUGCCACUGACUCAUGCCUCAACUUCACCUCUGAGUUGCCAUGGCCAAGUUAGAGACCGUAUCUGCUCUUAGUGACCCAAGCUACCAGAGCCAGGACACCUUCCACUCGUUUGCCUCCAGGCCCUCUGAAUCUGCCCCCCAAAACACUAUGGGAAGCGUGGGCAGCGGAGUCGCCAAUGAGCAAGAGUUUGCGAUGAAGAGCGUGGGAACCAGGACUCAGAGCAGCAGCAGGCAGGCUGAUGGCUCACGGAAUGGCUAUUCCACGCGGGAGAUCUCUAACCGUUACUCCGGGGAGGAGAAGACCUACAAGUCAGAGAAGAUCUCCAACUCCCUCUACAUCAAUGGGGACCUGCGCAAGAGUGAGAAGAUGAAGACAGACAUUUGUGGGAACGUUACCACCAACAACGAGAAAAACCUGCCACCUCCUCCCCAGUACAGAGAACCCAGUAACCCACCAAAGAUAUUGCCAGUCUCUGGCAAAUUGGACCAGAGCAAUGAGCCCUUAGUUAGACCUUCAGCCUUUAAACCAGUAGUUCCUAAAAACUUCCAUUCCAUGCAGAAUCUCUGCCCGCCGCAGAACAAUGGAAUAACUGAGAACAGAAAGAGCUUGAAUCACACCAACAGCAAUAGCCCGUCUGCUGGCAAAAGCGGACUGGAGAAGACCAGCCUUAAUAGGACUACAAACCAAGUGGGAGGUCUUUCUGAUUCUGGCCGUAACUCUUUGACGAGCUUGCCCACUUACGGGACGGGCUACAGUCAGCACGUUGGCCCAAUGAGUGCUUCAACUAGUCACAUAAACCGCAUUGGCACAACCUAUGUAGAUAAGAACACAGGGGGAUACAAUGGAAUAUCUACCUCAGACAGUGGACGGUCUUCAAGCAAGAGUACUUCUUCUUUCAAUAGACUCAACCAUCUGAACGAAACAAUGCCUUUCCACUCACCCUCGACAGAUGACGUUAUCCAGGACCUGGAGGACAGGCUGUGGGAGAAGGAGCAGGAGGUCCUGCAGAUGAGAAGAAACCUGGACAAAAGCGAGGCUGCCAUCUUCCAAGUGUUUGAGGAGAAGCAAAAAAUUUGGGAGCGUGAAAUGGAGGACCUCAGGCAAAAUUAUGCAAAUAAACUGCAGCAGGUCUCCAAGAAGGCCCAGAGGGCUCAACAGGCCUUGCAGCUCCAGAUCUUCAAGCUCCAGCAAGAGAAAAAAAAGCUCCAGGAUGAUGUGGGGCAACUUCUCCAACAGCGAGAAGAGCUAGAGAAAAAAUUUGUGGCUUUCAAGAAAGAACAGGCAGAGUUUCUUCCCAAGAUUGAAGAAACCAAGUGGGAGGUGUGCCAGAAGGCUGGUGAGAUCUCACUACUCAAGCAACAACUGAAGGAUUCCCAAGCUGACGUCUCUCAGAAACUGAACGAGAUAGUGGGGCUGCGGACUCAGCUCAAAGAAGGUAAGAACUUCCUGAGAGAGAAGGAGGAGCAGAUCACCACCCUGAAAGACUCCUACAGCUCCAAGACUGUCAACCUGGAGAUCUGCGAGAAUGAGCUGCAGAGAAAGAUGAAUGAGGUGCAGAUGCUAAGGGAAAAACUCAACCACUGUGAGCUGGAGGUCUCUGGCCUGAAGCAGACGCUGGCCAGCAUGGGGCACCAUGGCCAUUUCAAUGCAGAGCUCACCGAGAAACUAAGGGACCCCUUGGCCUGUGAGAGCGAUGAGGCCAAGAUGAAGCGCCAGAACGAGGACCGUGUCAUUGCCCUGAAGAAGGAGGUGGAGCGGCUCCAGACGGAGCUGAAGCUGGAGCGCCAGCAGCUGGAGCAGCAGGUGAUGGACUUUGAGGAGGAGCGGCGCACGUGGCAGGAGGAGAAGGAGAAGGUGAUCAAAUACCAGAAGCAGUUACAGCUGAACUACGUGGAGAUGUACCAGAAGAACCAGCUCCUGGAGCACAAGGUGAAUGAGAUGACCACCAAGGCCACCAGCCCACCUUACGCUGAGGAGAAAAAACCAUGGACUCCAUCCAGGCUAGAGCGCAUAGAGUCCACUGAGAUCUAACACGGGACCAAGUCAAUAAAAGUAAUUUUUAUUACUGUGCAUGUACUACCUACUCCUGCCAGUGAUCUUCCUAAGGAUGAUGUGCUUUUUCACCAGAGGUGUAAAUGCACCAAACCCCCCACCCUUUCUCUCUUCCUCAGUGCUCUGUAAGUAAACUAACCGUGGGUGUACAUUGUUAUACUAUUGAUGAUGCUACAUCGGUUUCUCCUGGUACAGCUAGGAAGGGCCCAGUGGCCCUUUUGGAAUCUGCCGUGACUGUUACUUCUCUAUAUGCUGCCAUCCCUUCCACCAUCAUCAACUCCCCUGCCCUGUCCAUUUGUUCCUCCCCCCCGCCCCUCCCUGUCAGUUCAUGCAGCAAAACAGUGCAAAGUGACAGGGUUUUUCAGGGCAUUUUAGCCACAUUGGCUAACAGAGCAAAGCUCUUGGGAUCAGAAGAACCGUGCAGUUCAGCACAUCACGGUAUCCUAUCUCCAUGAUACUUGUCUGACAGCCUAAUCCAAUGAAGUCAGUAGGAGGCUUGCCAUUGACUUCAGUGAAACCAGGCUUUGACCCUAUUCCGAUAGGUCUCUAUAGCAAGUACAUUGCUAACAAUUGCCAAGGUCCAUGAUGUCACUAGGGGUUAGAAUAAGCCAGUUGAGGUACAAUGAGCCGACACCAACCGCUGCCCAAAAUGACCCGAGAGCUGCGUUUGAGGUUCCGAAUACAUGCUGUGCUUUCGCUUUGAUAUUUACAUUCCCGUCCCCUUCCACUUCUUGGCAAUGACCAGGACUAGAAGCAGAAAUGGCAAAUUGUAGCAAACCCCACUGUUUUUCCUGUAUUUCUGGCCUGGCCAAGAUAAGGAAUCCCCAGUGAUUCAGGCAGCAAUUCCCAGUCCUCAGGAGAGAUCCCAGAGGAAAGAACUUGGAGUAAGCUUCAGAGAAGCAUUCAAACUCCUUCCAUGUUUGUCCAAACCAGAAAUUAACGCGUGGGGGAUGCCAAGUGGUGACACUAUCCCAUUCCCAAAGAAAGGUGCCAGGGUUGCAUUUCCUCUUGCCGUUGUUCCCUGUCGAGGUGGCCUAGUUACAAAAGGGCCUCAGGAAACCACCCACACAUUUGCAGACUCUGCUCUGCUAGUGAACAAGCAUCAGCACCAUGUAUAGAUGUGGCAGGAGUUAAGACCCUCGCAUAGGAAGUAAGUUAGGCCCCAGUUCAACAAAGGCCUCAGCUAGGCAUGUGCUUAAGAACCAUACUGAGUCGGAGCCGUAGAAAAAUCCUAGGGGCCCAGUUCUGCCUGCAGAUGCAGGUGCACAAUCGCCAAGUCUCACACCGGGACCCAAGGGCCGCAUUCAGCCAUAAAUGGGCCUGAUUCUGUCUCCUACUAAGGAUGUGUCACACCCUUCCGGAAGUGUAAAGGGGUCUUCAAAUGGGACUCAGUCGGAAGCAGUGGUGUGCGGGAGACUCAGUGUAACUCAGGAGGAGGCCCGGUGUCCUUUCCAGAGGCAGAGCUAGAAGGAACAAAGGGUGUAGAAUGAGCAGCGACGCAAAGCCCUACACGGUGAUUUCAAUGAGCGUUCAGGCCCAAGCGUGUACUGAGCGAGAAAGGCAGGAUGAGAGGCUCAGCACUGGGAAAAGAGCAGCCAAGAAAAGCAUGGAAGCUGCUUAUUUUCCAUAUGUCCCCUUAGCUGAGCUCUCACUACGAGCUGGUGGCUCACAAUUCCUCGGGGGGAGGGGAGGAGUUGAACUUUUGUUGGGAUUUAGAACAUCUUGGGGAAAGCCCAGCAGUCAGCAAGCAGGGCUCACUAGAGAAUGGAGAAACUGACCAGUUCUCAGGGAGUUUCUGUUGUUUUCCCAGCUGACUUUGCCCUUUGAGCACGCACCAACAGGGACCAGCAUGGGCUACGGGUGGUGCUGGUGGAUGACAAUGGUCGUUGUUGCUGUACAAGUGAAGGCAUCUAGCGGGAUGACCUGUCGCAGCCUGUCCUGGGAAACAGCAAUUGAUCUUGAGGGCUCCUCAGUUUUCCCCCUGCUGCUCUUGUGCUAGGGGAGGCAAAGAAAAUAUAUGGCAUCAGUCCAGCAAAAACUAAAGCAAAUACCUGUGAAACUGGCUGUCCCAGAGAGGAACCCAAGCCAGCUGUCUCAGAAACGGCCUUGGAUUGAUGGCCAAAUGGCACUGUCCUGGUCUAGGUGUGGGCUAUGUAGGACAAGGAGUGGGCCUGGCUCUUGGAGAUGGGGUUCACAUACUGAAUAUACCGGGUGGGCCUGAAGCAAAGCCCAGUAGAAAGAGUCUCAUUGACUUAACAGGCUUUGGAUGAGGCCCUAAAUCAGUUUCUGCUCCGUUGAAGUCAGUGGAAUGACUCCAGUAUAACAUCCUUGUGAGAGAGGAGUCAGGCUCUGACCAUGUUCCCUGUAGCCCAGUUAUGGGAGCGGAAGCACUUACAGUAGGAGGGAGAUUGGCGUCAGUGGGAGCAAGAUCAGUGGCAAAGCUCCCAGUCAUAUGAAGAGGAGCAACCUUAGCCACCGUCAUCUCUGUCUACAGAGCCAGGACGGUGCGGGAGGGGGCAUUGCUUCCCAGCCACCAUCCGUCGACAAGGGCUUCAGCAGGGCACAUUAUUGCAUUCCAGUCUUAGCAAUGGACGAGACCUGGCAUUAGCAUUGCAAGCUUGAUUUCUUGCUGUGCUGCCCAUUUUUAGUGGUGCAAUUGUGUCCCUGCUCAGGUUUCCAGGUGCCAGUCAUUAAUCCGCCCCCAGCCAGGCAGCAGAGUUGGCCAUAAUAAGUGCUGCUUGAGGGUGCACAGGGCUGAGGCUGUGUGCAUAGAGCAGCAUGCAGACACCAGCGAAUAGGGCUCGGCUAGAACAUUGGACCUGGCACCGUUUCCAGGCCAGGGCGUUUUCCCUCCCCGGUGCCUGCAGUUAUAGUUCCUGGAGAGCUGCAGCCUGGCUUUCAGCAGCAGGCAGUGCAAUUCCACAGGCAAACGUUCUGUGCACCCGGAGUGGGGCGUGUCUAAUAUGCAUGUUGGCCUGUUGGAGCCAUACCUGGGCCACAUGGGUCUGCAAAUGCCUAGUUUGUGUGCGAAGGCUGAAUUAAGCGUGUAUGAAAUUAGGCCCUAUUUCUGUCCUUUUAAAUUAGCUAGACCAGUUCCUCAGCUGGCGUAAAGCAGAGUAACUCCCUUGACUUGAAUGGAGCUGGCCACCUGCCUACCCUGUGAGGGCUGGAUCCUGCAAAGUGCUGAGCACCCUGAGUCCCCAUCAGUCAGCGUGACGGGCUGAGUGCCCUAAACCUUCAGAGUUAGGCUUCUUCAUGAGUUAAGCGAUGGGGGGGGGGGGGUCUGAUUUCUGUUUGUGUGAGCUGGGGCAAGCCACCUUGCUGUGCCUCAGUUUCCCCAUGAAUUGAACCAGGAUAACCAUCCUUCCCUACCUUGCAGGGAUGAAUUUAUUCCUGUCCCCAAAGAGCUCUGAGCUCCUUGGAUGGAAGGGAAAAGGGCUGAGCAACUACAAAUAUUUUUAAUAGAUUUCAGACCAACCUUACAUGUCAUUUUUCAGGCCAUCAUUUAACAAGACGAUGUUUAGGGGAACAGGAUCCACACUCCGAAUGGGAUGAGCCCCAGGACCUGUUACAGCUCCUCCAUUACUAGGGGUGAAAUUCUGGUUCAAAUGAAGUUGAUGGCAAAACUCACACUGAAUUCAGUGGUGCCAGGAGUUCCCCCUAUCAUUCUCAAGGGCCCCAAUCAGCCUUUGAGAAUGUUCACACCCCUGAUGUUAACCUGUGUUAGCAUCAACUAGCAGUUCACAUUGUUGCCGUCUACCCACUCAAUACAUACCUGAGAUUCCUACUGAUGCCUAACAAGUGCAGAACAGACCCUGAUUGCAGAUUUACGUGUUCUGCAGGAACAUUCCCUAAAUAAAGAGUGAUCUAAUCAGAUCAAUAGUACACUUCCUGAAAGCUCCUUCAGGGUAUGUCUACACAGCAAAGAAAAACCCGCGGCUAGCCCGUGCCAGCUGACUCAGGCUUCGGGGUGGGAGCUUGGGCUGUGGGGCUGUUUCAGUGCUGUGUAGAAUUCCGGGCUUGGGGUGCAUCCUGGGCUCUAGGACCCUGUGAGGAUCCCAGAAGUCUAUACAGCAAUGAAACAGCCAAGUCCCAUGAGCCAGAGUUGGCUGGCACACCCAGAGGCGUCUAGUUGCUUUGUAGAUAUACCCUAGGUGUGUCCCAGAGUAGGGAGGCCAACAAUCCAUGCAUUAAAAAGCCCCUAAAUGCAUAUUUAUCCAAUGCACUGAAGCAUCCCAGAUCUUUGAGUAAACAGGCAGGUGGUGUGUUUUAAGACCACCCUUAAUGUCCAUUGUCCACCAUUGAUCGGGGGGGGCGGGAGGGGGGGGGGUGAAGAUUCUGGGCCAGAACCUCAGCUACUGUAAAUCAGUGUCACUCCACUGAAGUCGGAGCUAGACCAGCUGAGGAUCUGGCGAUGUUUAAGAGACAUUAAGGCUGUGAUAGGAAUCAGCCAGUGCAAAGGGAAAUCCAAGAAAAAGCUGAACCUUGAACACUCCACCGCCCCUUACUUAACUGGCUGUUUUCUAUGCAAAUUAGCCAGACACUUUAACAAGCCAGACUCAGCAAAGUCACCAUUUCAUAGAAUCAUAGAAUCAUAGAAUAUCAGGGUUGGAAGGGACCUCAGGAGGUCAUCUAGUCCAACCCCCUGCUCAAAGCAGGACCAAUCUCCAACUAAAUCAUCCCAGCCAGGGCUCUGUCAAGCCUGACCUUAAAAACCUCAAAGGAAGGAGAUUCUACCACCUCCCUAGGUAACACAUUCCAGUGCUUCACCACCCUCCCAGUGAAAAAAUUUUUCCUAAUAUCCAACCUAAACCUCCCCUACUGCAAUUUGAGACCAUUACUCAAUGGUAGCAGAUGACAGAACAAGGAGAACAGUCUAGAUCCAUCCUCUUUGGAACCCCCUUUCAGGUAGUUGAAAGCAGCUAUCAAAUCCCCCCUCAUUCUUCUCUUCUGAAGACUAAAUAAUCCCAGUUCCCUCAGCCUCUCCUCAUAAGUCAUGUGUUCCAGUCCUCUAAUCAUUUUUGUGGCACUCUGCUGGACGCUUUCCAAUUUUUCCACAUCCUUCUUGUAGUGUGGGGCCCAAAACUGGACACAGUACUCCAGAUGAGGCCUCACCAAUGUUGAAUAGAGGGGAAUGAUCAUGUCCCUCCAUCUGCUGGCAAUGCCCCUACUUAUACAGCCCAAAAUGCCAUUGGCCUUCUUGGCAACAAGGGCAAACUGACUCAUAUCCAGCUUCUUGUCCACUGUAACCCCUAUGUCCUUUUCUGCAGAACCGCUGCCUAGCCAUUUGGUCCCUGGUCUGUAGCGGUGCAUGGGCUUCUUCUGGACUCUGCACUUGUCCUUGUUGAACCUCAUCAGAUUUCUUUUGGCCCAAUCCUAUAAUUUGUCUAGGUUCCUCUGUAUCCUAUCCCUACCUUCCAGCGUAUCUACCGCUCCUCCCAGUUUAGUGUCAUCUGCAAACUUGCUGAGGGUGCAGUCCAUGCCAUCUUCCAGAUCAUUAAGGAAGAUGUUGAACAAAACUGGCCCCAGGACCGACCCUUGGGGCACUCUGCUUGAUACCGGCUGCCAACUAGACAUGGAGCCAUUGAUCACCACCUAUUGAGCCCGAUGAUCUAGCCAGCUUUCUAUCUACCUUAUAGUCCAUUCAUCCAGCCCAUACUUCUUUAACUUGCUGGCGAGAAUACUGUGGGAGACCGUUCCAAAAGCUUUGCUAAAGUCAAGGAAUAACAUGUCCACUGCUUUCCCCUCAUCCACAGAACCAGUUAUCUCAUCAUAGAAGACCACUAGAUUAGUCAGGCGUGACUUUUCUGCAGGGUGAUUGUGCUGCAAAUUGUUCUUUGUGUAUGACGCCCACCCGUGUGUUGCCAUUACAAGAGGGUAGCUGAGGGCCCCCUUUUGAGGUUGCCCCCUUUUGAGGUUACUUACCCCGUGAAUCCUGUAGGCAGAUGUUUUGCCGAAAUGCCAGCAAGUGCACAAUCCCGUUCCCUUCCUUUCCCUGAGUCCCCACCAAAACUGUUGGGUGGAAAACGAACUCAUUCUGCUGGACACACUGCCGAUUUUAGGGACCACAGAGCCACUUAAGGACAGGAGAGGGUGUUGUGCAGAGAGUUUCCACCUUACAGGCGGAAAGUGCCUGUUCCCACCCCUCUGGUCGUGUGUCAUUACCUUUCUUCCUGCAGAUAUGUCACCUUGGAUUGGGAUCUACUCAGAUCUCUUGAACUACGCAGCUCUGAGCCCUCCAUUCCUUUGGUGGGAGAGCUGCACCGAAUACCCGAGGUGCGCUCAGAAGUUAGGCUGGUGAUUCAGGAACGGGCAUUCUUCCCUCCCAGGUCAGCACGGAGCUAAUGCCCCAGCGAGCUGCCUGAGGUGCCUCUUGCUGGUGGGUUGCCAAGCAGAAGGUUCUGAUCCUUAACGACUCCAUUGAAGUCAGUAGGGCAGAUCUUUGGCUGAUGUGCAUCCGCAUAACUUCCUUGCCGCAGAGCUCCGGACGUACAUUAGCUGAAGAUUUGGCUCAAAUGAGUUACACUCGUGUAAGGGAGGGAAGAAUGGGAUCCUUUAUUUCUUUAUGUGUUUGUUUUUCUUCCAUGAUUUUGCUUUUAUUGCUUUAAGACGUCACACCUGCGUUGCUUUGGCUUGUCUCCAGAGCAGCAGGUGUGUAAUGGCCAUACGGGAAAGGAUUAGAGAUUAAAACUGUGCACCUAGCUAUGCCCAGUACUGCUUAGCCUCCACCAAUCUACUGACUGGCGAUCAACCGCAUCACUGCAAACAGACAAGCAAACAGUAUCGUUGCUAGCGUAAAACUGUAGGAAAAUCACUGACGGUUUUUUGUGUGAAGUGCUUAUUAACGGAAAUAGGAACCGAAUCAUAUACUAUAUGCUGCUAAAUUAUACAGAGACAAGUGUACUUGGAUGUAAAUAAUGGUCUAGUUCUGUAUAUAUGAUUAUUAAACAAAACAAAAAAAGAAACUUCUGUAACUUCUAUGUGGGUGACUGUAGGAGCAGAAAUCAUUUUCAAGAGCUAAGUUCUGGACUACAGGCCUCAUCCGACAAGGUGCUCAGCAUCCUCAAGCCCCCAUUGACUCCAAUAGGAAUGGGGGGUGUUCUCCAUCUCCCUGGAUUGGGCCCUUGCUCUCCUGUUUAUCUCUGUGUUCCUUCUACCCAUUGAUAGUCCUGUGGAGAACCUGAGAUGUUGACGUCCUGUUGUUGCUUUGGUGCGUACCUUCCACAAAGCCCACCUAGACAAGGCCAUUAAGCUCCCUCCAUUCUUCUUCUGAGACUUGGAUGCCCAGAAGAAAUGCCCAGAGAGGGACAGCCUUUGUAAGAUGCCCUGAGAUCUCCAUCUGAAAGGGGUAAGAAAAAUAUAAUGUGCUGCCUGAGAGAGCCCUAUUUUGAAAGUGCUAUGGGAGAACAAAGAGAACAGCCUUUCCCCCCUACCCCCUUGUGCCCCUCGCCUCAUAGGAGAGAACUUAUUAAAUGUCCCUCACAAAGAAUAAACUUCCUGGAGGUAGUGAUGUCUCACCGACUGAUGCGGGGCUCAAGGCCACAGCGGGCCACAGUUUGGCACAAGGGGCAUGCUAAUGUGCUCUGUAGUGAUCAGGCUAAUGUGUGUGAACUACUGCCCACUGCUGGAUGGAAUUGGCACUGCGUUAUAGGACCUAUGCUGUUCGCACCCGGUGGCAAUAGGCCAUUAGCUCAAGUAGUGAGGGACCGAGCUGCUGGGGCAGGUUUCAGCAGCCAGGAUGUGCAGCACAGUGACAACAGUGAAGGCCUGGUUGGCCCCACAUUUGAUACAGUGCGAAGAAUUCUCCUGUUUUUACCCCUGUAGCCUAAGACAUAAAAUCCACACACAUGACCACUUCUGCCCCACCAGGACAUUUGCCCUCAAGGCACUUCUCCAAACACCAUGGAAGUUGCCCCAGCACAUUGCCUGGGACCACCGUGCAAGCGCCCCUGAGAGAUGUCGCACCUACGAGCCAUCGCUCCAUUUCCCCUUCCCUUUGGAACUCCUAGCAACUGGCUCGGCAAGCCAGCGGGAGUCAGCCCCUGGCAGGGUGAAUCUCAGUGCCUACUAUACAGGGGAUCGCAGAAAGGCCUGGAUCUUCCACUAUUAAGGAACUAUUGCCCUUCUUUUCUUAGGAACCAUCUUCUGUUAGUAAUCAGCUCCUUUGCCAUGAAAUUAUUAGCAGGAUCUGCCCUGUCAUCCCCAUCUGUGUUUAGAGCUUGACCUAUGCUAGCUACGGCCAAUUCAGGAUUGCCUCUCUGGGAGCUGUGCUUGUCACCUGUUUUCCAGCACAACUAUUGAUCCCCAUGAUUUCCCGGUCCAGUGUGUGCAGAUAUUUCUUGGAACAACUUGUGCUAGCCAAUAACAUGCUCCGAACUCGCUCCCAAGUAAUGUAGUUCUCAUGCUCUGCCUAUAUUUGCCUAGCAUGCGCCAUUGUCACAUGGCUUGUCAGUGCAUUAGGUGGGGGCUCAAACAGUGUUACAACUGCAGCCAGCUGGCUGGAAAACGGUUCCAAACCGAGCAGCAAGCCGCAGUGCAAUGCCUCAUACACACCGCAGAGCAGCAAGUGGGGGAGGGAUCCCUUAGAACUUUGUUUGCCAGAUGUUACAUAUGUACACAGCUGUUGCCACCUCCCCCUCCCCCAUAGGUCCCACAGAUCACUCUUGAUCUGAAUGGAAAGGGAAACAAUGACAGUCAUGACUACUGCAAUGUGGGAACUAUUAGCAAACGCCAGCUUGUUAAUGGAGACCUCUCUUAGCAGAUCAAAUGGAAGACAGGGCUCCGGAGCUAAGUUAGACACAGGGUGGUCUAUUGGAGACAUUGGGGAUAUGGCUCAAAUUGGUAGGUGAGUCUGUUUGUUUAGAUCAUAAAUCCUUGAAUAUAUUAUAAAAUCCAUAGCUUGGCCCAGUGUCAGGCAAGGCACCUGAAGAGCAAGGAUUGUACUUUUCUGGAGUUGAAUGGUUAUUUUCUCAGAAGAAAUCAAUCUUGGCUUUCCCUUACAAAGAUAUUUAAUUGUCGAGCAAGAUUUAGCUGUAGCUGUUUCCUGCUCCAGAUACUGUCAGGCAGAGCCAUCCAUUCUGAUGGGGCCUUUAGAUGCUCCUAAUGUCAGACCAUGCGUAUAAGAAGCCCAUAGCUUUCUUCCCUUGGAGCCAGGACUAUGACAUUUGGAUGAGGGAUGGGCCCAAGCUACAGAGUUUGACUUGAGAUUGGAGUUUCCCCAGAGUUUGUGUAAUACAUUGGCCCAAGCCCUGGUUCAGACUCCAUCUGAGUAAGUGGGAGUCUUUCCAUUGCCUUCCCUGGGCUGUGAUUCAGAUUUCUGUGAAUCAGAAUCCCCUAGUAUGCAUGAUCAUGUCUCCCUCUAGGGGCUGGCCCCUGCAACUAUAACAGCUUUCUGCUUCUUGACAGAAGGAGUCCUUUAACUCAGGCGGGAGGGCUUGUGUUUAUGGCAUUGAAGGUACCAGUUUGAUCCCCACUGGCAACCAUUGUGUCCAUACUUUUACAGCCAUAGUUUGCUAUAUUCAGAUCCAAACAGAGACCGGGGCAGCUCUGAAUUUUGGACUGGGAUCCAAACUUGGUCAGAAUCCAAGUAUGGGCAGGUUGGAUCUAGAGUAUCAUUUUGAGCCCAUCUCUUAGGAAGACACUGUAUUUCUCUAGUCUAUUGGGAUGGCACCUUGGCUCCUUUUGGAUGACUGGAGGAACAAAACCACAUGGGCAGAUCUACCCCACUGGUGCAAAAUGCCACACCCUAGUAGUGUGCUGAGCAAACCAAAUGCCUAUGCAGUUUCUUACCAUGUGAUGACAGAGUCAGGUUCUGAGCUGGAACCUCUGAAGGGUGUUUUCAUUUGCACUUCCUCAGAUCUUCUCUAAGUCUGACAUUUGCUCUUCUAAAAGCGGUGAACCGGGAGCACCCAAGCAUGUGGGACCCUGACAGGUGACCUGCCAGGAAUGUGUCCAACCUGCCUUUGCAUUUACAUUGGGUUUUUUAAAUCAAAACUAAAUUUCCAUGGCUUAUUUGCUUGUCUCUGUCUUGUGUCUGUUCCUUUACAGCAACAGUGAGCCAGAUCCUCAGCUGCUGGCAGUCCACAUAGCUCUCUUGACUUUGGUGGAGAGAUGCCAACUUAGGCCAGCUGAGGAUCUGGCCUAACGUUGUCUGGGUUCACCAGCAAUAAAAACCCCACAGCUGAACAGGUUGGAGCCUGGCCCUGCCGAUGGUAGGGGUUGGGUUAGCUGCGGGCGGCUUCUUUGGAAUCCGCAUAGACCUGCAGGCAGCACUUGGGACAGCCCUACUGUAAAUGUAAGUCCUGAUCUUCUGCAGCUAAGUCCUGACCUUGUGCGUUUUGUUUCUUACUCACUAUCUGCUCUUACUGUGAAUUCAAACCAGAAGUUAAACUGUUCCCCUGUGUUCCGCAUUGACUUUUGAUGGGUUUCUCUGAACUCCGUCUAGCAAGACUUGGAAAAAACAUCCACGAAAACAUAUACUUUCAAAAGAAUAAGUUUUAAUUAAAACAAACCUAAGUGUGGCUCAUGUCCACAUUCAGACACCGUCGCAUUAACUGUGCCUCUGGUAAAUGUGUUUAAAGAAAAGAAAUUAAAACAAAACAAAACAAAAAACCCUGGACUUUUUGUACAGCAAAGAUGUAUCCAUUUAGAAACCUAUUGUUAAACCUCCAGCACAUUUCACAAUCGACUAGUCUAUUGUACAUCCCCAUCGGGUUAUAAUGUUGUGAAGAGUCACUGCCUUUUGGAUUUUCUACAGUGUACAUAUAUAUAUAUGUCCAUAUAGAGAUAGGUGUGUAUAUAUAUAUGUAAAGAUCUAUAUGUAUACGUAUCUCUAGCUAUCUCUCUAGAUCAAUAUCUGACUGUGAGGGGUUUUUAUUCCAGCAAAAUAAAAUGGAGAAAGGCUCCUUUUAAGAAUCUGCA
Molecule: messenger RNA, 13465 nt
Organism: Caretta caretta (loggerhead turtle)
Lineage: Eukaryota; Metazoa; Chordata; Testudines; Cheloniidae
Gene: LZTS3
Product: leucine zipper tumor suppressor family member 3
Biological process (GO): regulation of dendritic spine morphogenesis
Cellular component (GO): dendritic spine
Source: RefSeq, a predicted model, not a curated record